This is a messenger RNA of Conger conger (European conger), 1377 nucleotides long. RefSeq names its product D(3) dopamine receptor-like. The coding region runs from base 1 to 1377 and encodes 458 amino acids. NCBI's taxonomy places the organism in Eukaryota, Metazoa, Chordata, Actinopteri, Anguilliformes, Congridae. Gene Ontology annotation, biological process: G protein-coupled receptor signaling pathway. The record is from RefSeq and is a predicted model, not a curated record. The transcript is spliced from 5 exons. Gene Ontology annotation, molecular function: G protein-coupled receptor activity. Gene Ontology annotation, cellular component: membrane.
AUGAAGGGCCGCUGGGAGCCGCGAGGUCUGGCCGCACUACAGAGAGACGCCGGCCGGCGUUUGGCGAAGCUCUCACCUGCGCUCGAAGAGCCCCUGACCUCCCGCCCGCGACACUCCGCCCGGGGGCUUCACGAGGCUCCGGCACAUUCCGCGGCCCCUCGACACUGCUCGCAACAAAAUCUGGAGCUGGAGCUCCUGAAACCCAUCGACACCUCCGAGCUGAGUGCAGGCAGCCCGGAGGAGGAGCGGCGAUUUCCGCUGCUUUCCACUGCUUUCCAUUCUCUGGGAAUUCUGACGGCUGUGGCCUUUAUUGCCAACUGCACCGUACUGUUCUUUACCUUGUUACUGGGCAUCGCCGCUAAUGCUUUUGUAGUUUGGGCAGUGAUCCGUCAGAAGUCACUACAGACGUUCAACAACGCACUCUUGGUGAAUCUAGCUAUCGUCGAUCUCAUCCGAUGCACGAUCGACUGCCCCCUACUUGUGUCCAUUGAACUGCGGGCAUACGGGAUUGGUGCGUCGGGUGCCUUGCUCUGUGAUGCGCAAAUGGUGUCUUUUUCCUUAGGUUGCUGCGUGCAGCUACUUACGUUGGCCAGUAUCAGCGCAGAGCGAUACCAAGCCGUAGCCAAUCCUUUUCAACAUAAACAGCGCCGAAUACGGAUCAUAGUGUGGAUACCUCUGACGUGGACUGUGGGGUUAGUCUUGACAGCUUUCUGCAUGAGCCGUCCAAGAGAUGCCCCUAUAUAUCUGAAAUGUAAUGGAAUAGGCCUAGACAAAGACAGCCUGCCCAAUGACACUUUUGGACGAUAUAUUUUAAUUCCCGUUUGGUCUGGAUGUUUUUUUGUCAUAAUUGGAUUCUAUGGCCGCAUAUAUUGGAUAGUAAAGACACACAACAAGAAAAUAUUUGACAAAGGCGUUCUUCCUCCUCCGAAAAAGAAACUUGAAAUUGUUGUGGAUGAUGGAAAGACCGCCGAGGAUAAAAGCAAUAAAUUGGAAAAACACGAAUCUAAGAAAUCAGAGACAGAUGACCAGGAGGUCGCUGGCGCCGUGUGCAUGAUGCCGUCCAAGGUCAGCAAAGAGAGAGCGAGCAAGAAGAAGGAGGGCAAGCUGGCCAAGCGCUCUGGUUAUAUUAUACUCACGUUCGUCAUGUUCUGGACUCCACUCAUCGUGUCCAUACUGGUCAACUUCUUCGCACACAAAUACGAUACUAAACAAGUGUGGAUUGCAAUGGAGCUUGAAAUCUUGUCAAUUACGGUGGCCUGUAUGACAUCGGCCACGAACCCAGUAACAUACGCAGCGGUUAACCCACAAUUUCGAACUGAGUUUCUGAAGUUAAAGUUGAAGUGUAAAAGACUCAAAAAGCGUUUUUUAAAACGUUAA